This is a messenger RNA of Quercus lobata, 1686 nucleotides long. RefSeq names its product protein SUPPRESSOR OF K(+) TRANSPORT GROWTH DEFECT 1-like. The coding region runs from base 1229 to 1612 and encodes 127 amino acids. The transcript has 4 exons. NCBI's taxonomy places the organism in Eukaryota, Viridiplantae, Streptophyta, Magnoliopsida, Fagales, Fagaceae. The record is from RefSeq and is a predicted model, not a curated record.
CUAAAAAAGUGUUUGAAAAUUUGUGUAAAGUUGUAUAAAAACUGAAAAUGAGUUCUUUAUCCUACCAAACGGAGCCCUAGUAUUUUGGUGCUAAAAAAAUCUUUUUAACACCUUGGUGAUUUUUCUUCUUGGGAAAAGUUACCAUUUGAGCUCCUGUUUAGGGAAUUGAAAACCAUGGAAGGCUACAUUGCUAUAUGGUCCACCCGGGACAGGGAAGACCGACGUGGCAAACGCGAUUGCAACAGACGCAGGCUCAGCUUUCUUUAGGUAAAUAUUUAUAUUUUGACCAAUACCAAUACAUUGCAAGCAACUGGAUUACAAUAACUGAUAAUUAUGCAUGGCAAGAGAAGAAAGAACUAAUCUUCAUCUUCUAAAUGGUAAUACAUAUUGCUAAUUGCACUUAAUUGUGAUUCUUAUAUUUUUGAAGUCUAUGUGGCUUUUCUUCUCCAUGUUUCAGUUUUCCUGCAUAAUUUCUAUGCAAAUUAACUCGUGACUUAGGCAGCAAUUCACAAUCACAUACUAUUCUUAUUCUCACCCAUUUUCUAUAGAUUUUACUUGCUAUUAAAGGCCUAGAGUAGAAAUACAAUGUCCAAUAAUUGAAAUGAUGGACAAAAAGUAUUCUUGUUGAAAUGUAAGAUAUUUGAGUUUCAGCAAAUGUGGACUUGAGGGUUUUCUGUUUUUUGUUUUUUUAAUGGAGCCUUGAGUUCUUAAUAUUUUAUAUUGUUGACGCAGCUUAAUUUCUUACUUCAUAUGGUUGGAUCUUUGAGUCCUUUCAUAUGCUUUUUCAAUGCAGUUAUCACAUUAUUGGAAUCUGUUGAAUUUCUUAAUUCAUCAUCUACGCCAUUAUGCUUCAAUUGAUUCACAUCUACGAUUGUUUUGAUGUCUACUUCUUCCAAUUAGUUAUUUUGGGGUGCAUUAUUACAACUCAUGUACAAAAUUCCCAUAGAUGUAGAUGUGUUUGCUCUGUAAUCAUUCAAUAUAGAUGGAAUGUUGCCAACACAAUUAUAUGUGUACUGUCUAUACACAGUGUUUUGGCAUCGAACAUUGUGUCCAAAUGGAUGGGAGAAGGUGAAAAGAAACUUAAGAAAGUCUCAAAUUUUUUCAAUAUGCUCGUGAUGAAGCUCCAUCCAUUAUUUUUAUUGAUGAAAUUGAUUCCUUAUGUGGCCCACGAGGUAAUGACAAUGAGAAUGAAGCCUCUCGACGAAUCAAAACAGAAUUUCUUGUACAAAUGCAGUGGCAUAUUGGGGAAACUCCUCAUAACCUUGGUACAGAGGAUUUUCAGUAUUUAGCAAGCAAAACAGAUGGUUUCUCUGGUUCAGGUAUAUCCAUUUGCGUUAAAAUGCACUAUAUCAGCCUGUUCGUGCAACUCUUGAUGCUGAAUUCUUCAGAGAAUAUUCUCCAGGCAUGUGGGUCCAUUGCGAAGGUGAUCACCCAAAAGCUGAGAAGUGUACCUUCGAGGAACUUAAAGCAAAAGUCAAAGCUCCAAAGAUCCAGCUACCACCCAACACAAGCAGAUUUUGAUAGUGUGCUUGAGAAACAAAAGCCAACUGUGAGUAAAGCUGAAAUUGAUGCGUGUGAGAAAUUCACCAAGGAUUUUGGGAUUGACGGUUAAGGGCGAAAAAUGUAGAGGCAGAUAUUAUUAUUUCUGAAGUUUCUUCCUAUUGUGUUUCUAAUUAUGGUUUUUUU